This is a messenger RNA of Conger conger (European conger), 746 nucleotides long. RefSeq names its product stanniocalcin 2a (gene stc2a). The record is from RefSeq and is a predicted model, not a curated record. Gene Ontology annotation, cellular component: extracellular region. Gene Ontology annotation, molecular function: hormone activity. The coding region runs from base 110 to 661 and encodes 183 amino acids. The transcript is spliced from 4 exons. Lineage: Eukaryota; Metazoa; Chordata; Actinopteri; Anguilliformes; Congridae. Gene Ontology annotation, biological process: intracellular calcium ion homeostasis.
GCAGCGAUUACAGCACCGGUGCCAUAUUCAACCGAGACAACCGGCGUGCUAAAAUAGGGAAAAAAUAACAGUCAUCCGUUGACAUUCUAGAUUAGAUUAGAUAUCAUUGAUGCCAGCGAUGUUGGUGAAAUUUGCAACAGCGCUGUUGGUGCUUUCAGUUUUUGAGCAAGUAGUAGGCACGGAUAUGAUUGAUUUUCACGAAAACCCGCAAGAGAAACCGUCAAACCAGAAAGGACGCCUUUCCUUACAGAACACAGCGGAGAUCCAGCACUGCCUGGUGAGCGCGGGGGACGUGGGCUGUGGAGUGUUCGAGUGCUUCGAGAACAACUCCUGCCAGAUCCAGGGCCUGCAGGAGAUCUGCCUGACCUUCCUGCACAACGCCGGGAAGUUCGACUCGCAGGGGAAGUCCUUCAUCAAAGACGCGCUCAAGUGCAUGGCCCACGGCCUGCGGCACAAGUUCAGCUGCAUCAGCCGAAAGUGUCUGGCCGUGAAGGACAUGGUGUUCCAGCUGCAGCGCGAGUGCUACGUCAAACACAACCUGUGCGCCGCCGCCGAGGAGAACGUCAACGUGAUGGUGGAGAUGAUCCACUUCCAGGACCUGUUCCCCAAGGGGCCGUACGUGGAGCUGGUGAACACGCUGCUGGCUGUGGGGAGGGGCUGAAGGAGGCGCUGGGCCGGAGCGUGAGGCUGCAGUGUGAGCAGAACUGGGGGGGCGCUCUGCGAGACCCUGAGCUUCUGCUCCCCCC